Molecule: messenger RNA, 657 nt
Organism: Salpingoeca rosetta
Lineage: Eukaryota; Choanoflagellata; Craspedida; Salpingoecidae
Exons: 2
Coding region: 1-543 (180 amino acids)
Source: RefSeq, a predicted model, not a curated record
AUGAAAUUUCGGCAUUCCACGUACGCCACCGCCGCCAAGUGCUUUGAAUGUCGCGACCACCACGCAAACAACCAGCAACACACGCACCCCUCUCCGAGCCAAGACGCAUCGCGCGUCGCACGAGUUGCCUGCCAACCAUGCCAUUCUCCUGGAAGCGAGUGCAUGCGUGCAUACAACGCAAGGGAGGACGGAGAUGGCAACGUAGUGGCAUUGCCAGCACACUGGCACGGUUGGAGGGGUCAACGCUGCCCAUCUCCUGAGAAUCAACCACCGGUACGCACACGUUCGCCUCGCAUUCCACUGGUUUCAACCCUGCUCACUUCGCCACCAGCCACAUCUUUAAGCGCACACACAGGCACGCACGCAGUCGCUCACGCACAGUCUGCCCUUUCAUUCUCUGCUGCCACCCAUCUUCCCUGUUUCCCGUGCCAGCCAAAGAGGCUUGUGUUGGUGGUGUUGGUGGUGUGCCACAGGGGACCAGCCAUCUGCGCCUGCAUGAGAAGCAACGGAUUACGUACCACGCGCAUUCCAAGCCCGCAAUAGACUGCACCUUGCCCGUGCCUUGAUCGCGCCCUUCCUCGCGCCCUUCCACAUACACAUCCCCGUCUCCAUUUCCCGGCCUGCCACAUACACUCCCUCCCUCGCACUCCGUUGCCU